This is a messenger RNA of Ahaetulla prasina, 7020 nucleotides long. RefSeq names its product two pore segment channel 1 (gene TPCN1). Gene Ontology annotation, molecular function: monoatomic ion channel activity; voltage-gated channel activity. Gene Ontology annotation, cellular component: endosome membrane; lysosomal membrane. The transcript is spliced from 27 exons. The record is from RefSeq and is a predicted model, not a curated record. The coding region runs from base 795 to 3233 and encodes 812 amino acids. NCBI's taxonomy places the organism in Eukaryota, Metazoa, Chordata, Lepidosauria, Squamata, Colubridae. Gene Ontology annotation, biological process: transmembrane transport; monoatomic ion transport.
CAAGCCGUAAAUGAAACGGGAGCUCUCCCUAAUUCCGCCAAAGUCAUCGGGGGACUUUUUGCAAGGAAGUGGGGCUUAAACUGGAGGGUCUCCGCCUGGACCCCGCCCCCUUAAAAUUAAGCCCAACCUCCUCCUUCGCCCACUUGUUUUGUCUGGUUAACAUUUGCAAAGUCCGGAGGCGUGUGAAGCUUCCUUUUGCAACAUUAUUGCAAAAGGAAGAAGAGAAAAAAAAAUACUUAAAAAAAAUAAUAACCUCUGCAAAGUCCUGGAACUGACUUCUGAACCAACCAACGAUGAUUGCAAACCAGGGUUAAGAAGAAGGCUGGCAGGAAAAAAAAAAGGGAAAGGAGAAGAAAAAAAAAGGAAGAGAGGAAGAGGGAGGGAAGUUGGAGGUUCUCACGCUUUAUUUACGCGCUGCCUCCCUCCUUCCCCGCCUCCUUUAGACUCGUGUUUGGCUGCUGCCUCCUCCUCCUCCUCUUCCUCCUCCUUCCUAAGUCAUCGCAAGAAGGGCUGGAGAGGCCCGAAAACUUGGCGUUUGCAUUGCAUUGCAUUGCAUUGCAUUUCUUCUUCUUCUUUUUUUUUUUGCAAACGACCCGGGACUUUUGCCGACACGCGUUGACGGAGAUCAUGGGAAAGCCGGCAGAUCCCCGGGACGGGCUCCCGCUUUGAUCAAACCGAUUGCAAAAGGGGGGCUGGGAGGGGUGGUGGAAGAAGAAGAAGAAGAAGAAGAAGAAGAAGAAGAAGAAGAAGAAGAAGAAGAAGAAGAAGAAGAAGAAGAAGCAUCCCCCCCCCACAUGGCUGGGUGCCUGGAAGAGGACGACGUCCCCCUCAUCUUGACCUUAGAGGACGGCAGGAGCCGGAGGGUCGAGCCGGAGGGGGUCCCCAACGAAAAUGGCAUCAAUUAUGACGAGAUCCACGAUAUGGCCAGCCCAGCGACGGGAGACCGAUGUUCUCACCCGUGGGAUCGCGGAAGACGAACUUGGGAAAUGAACUAUCAGGAAGCUGCAAUUUAUCUACAGGAAGGUGAGAACAAUGAUAAAUUCGUCACCCAUCCGAAGGAUCCCAAGGCUCUGGCGUCCUACCUCUUUGUCCACAACCACCUUUUCUAUCUGAUGGAGCUAACCACGGCUCUGUUGCUCUUGUUGUUGUCGCUCUGCGAAGCCCCAGCGGUUGCCAUAUUCCGCCUCGGCAUUUACGUCCAUGCCACCUUGGAGCUCUUUGCAUUGACUGUCGUGUUGUUUGAGCUCUCCAUGAAAUUAAGAUGGCUGGGCUGCCAUACCUACAUCCGGCACAAAAGAACCAUGGUCAAGACCUGCGUCCUCUUCCUGCAGUUUGUAGAAGCGGUCGUGGUGUUGGUGCGUCAGACAUCCCACCUUCGCAUCACCCGAGCCUUGCGGUGUAUCUUCCUGGUCGAUUGCCGUUAUUGUGGAGCUGUGAGACGAAACCUACGUCAGAUUUUCCAGUCUCUGCCACCCUUCAUUGAUAUUCUCCUCCUUUUGCUUUUCUUCAUGGUCAUCUUUGCGAUUUUGGGAUUUUAUCUGUUCUCUCCAAACAAAUCGGACCCUUAUUUCGACACUUUGGAGAGCAGCCUGGUGAAUCUUUUCGUUCUUCUCACUACUGCCAAUUUCCCUGAUGUGAUGAUGCCCUCUUACUCCCGAAACCCAUGGUCCUGUGUCUUUUUCAUUGUGUACCUAUCCAUCGAGUUGUAUUUCAUUAUGAAUUUGCUCCUGGCUGUCGUCUUUGACACCUUCAGUGACAUCGAAAAAAGGAAGUUCCGAUCACUGUUGCUUCACAAGCGCACGGCCGUCCAACACGCCUUCCGCCUGCUGGUUAGCAAACAGAGACCCUCGGGGAUUGCUUUCAAGCAGUUUGAUGGCCUGAUGCACUUCUACGCGCCUCGGAUGAGCGUCCGAGACCGUUAUCUGACUUUCAAAGCACUGAGUCAAAGCAACAGCCCUUUGGUCAGUUUGAAGGAUAUGUACAGUUUCUACGAAGUGGCUGGUUUGAAAUGGAAGGCCAAAAGAAACCGAGAACAUUGGUUUGACGAUCUUCCAGGGACAGCUUUCCUUAUUUUUAAAGGUAUUAACAUCUUAGUGAAUUCUCGGGCUUUCCAGUAUGGCAUGUAUGUUCUGGUGGCCAUCAACGGUCUCUGGAUUCUAGUGGAAACCUUCAUGUUGCGAGACGGAAUCUUUUCCCGGGACGUCCCUUGGAGUUACAUCAUGUUCCUCACAAUCUAUGGGGUCGAGGUGCUGUUGAAGGUCACCGGCCUGGGUCCGAAAGACUAUCUCUCUUCAGGCUGGAAUCUUUUUGACUUUGCCGUCACUUUGUUUGCGUUUUUGGGUCUCCUGGCACUGGCGUUCGAUAUGGAACCCUUCUACUUUAUUGUUGUGCUGCGGCCUCUGCAGUUACUGAGGCUGUUUAAAUUGAAGAAACGUUACCGCAACGUCCUGGAUACGAUGUUUGAACUUCUCCCUAGGAUGGCCAGCCUAGGCCUAACUUUACUCAUCUUCUAUUACUGCUUUGCCAUUGUCGGCAUGGAAUUCUUCUCCGGAAAACUCUACCCAAACUGUUGUAACACCAGCACAGUGGCCGAUGCGUUUCGUUGGGUCAACCGCACCGUUGGGAACAAGACUGUGGUGGACCAAGGAUACUACUAUCUCAACAACUUCGACAACAUUUUGAACAGUUUCGUGACUCUCUUUGAAUUGACGGUUGUGAAUGAUUGGUACAUCGUCAUGGAAGGGGUUACCUCCGAAACGUCUCACUGGAGCCGUCUGUAUUUCAUGAUUUUCUACAUCGUGACCAUGGUGGUGAUGACAAUCAUAGUCGCUUUUAUACUGGAAGCGUUUGUGUUCCGCAUGAAUUACGCCCGCAAGAAUCAGGAUUCAGAAGAAGACAGUGGGAUUGUCUUUGAGCGGGAGGUCUCCAAGGAAGAAAUUGGGGGCCUAGCCGAGAUCUACGGAAGGCAAGGUGACAACUUGGCAGCUAGCCAACUCCUCAAGGUUGUUUCCCAGAUGGACAGGCAUCGGCAAGCCGCCAUGCUGUUCCUGGGCCGCCGAUCGAGGACCAAAAGUGAUUUAAGUAUGAAAAUGUACGAAGAAGAGAUACAGGAGUGGUACGAAGAACAUUCCAGAAGGGAGGAACGGGACUUUCCUUGGCACGAAGACGAGGAGUUGCUCAACCAGACCUUCCACCCUGCUCCCCUCCGGCAGCGUUCGCAGACCAUCAUUUAAACUCGGCUUCAAUCAAGUAAGCCGGUUCUCCUAUGCAUUCAGCCGGGCUUGGCAGCCACGGCGGUCUCUACGCCCCCCCUCCCUCAAUCGGAUAUUCCUUUAAUGGUCUUAAUCUCUUGGGAUCGCCAGCCAGGACCCUGAGAUCUUGCGAGAGGGAAGAUGGCCAUUUUUAUCAUUACUAUUUUUUUUAAAAAUUUUUUGGUCUUCUCCUUUUUCGUGGCAUCGAGCGUGGGGUGUGUCUGGAAGGACUCUUCACCUUGCGGUCGUUGCAAUGGGAGACGCCUGCAAAGUCCUUCCUUGACCGAAGGACCACUGGCCCUUCCUUUGAAGGAGACCUCUUCGUUUUGUCCUUGUGGCCGCUACCGGCAAAAGGCCGGUGGCUAUGGUGAAGCGUAGAGGGCUGAAAACCGGCCCAGCGGAGACGGCCAAGCAGGAGAGAAAAUACGAGAUGCCCGCAUCCUGGCGUAACCCAUCGCGCUGUCUUCCACUAGCAGUCGAGAUCGGCUAAAAAAAUAAAUGGCGAGAAGGCAGGUGGAAUCGCCAAGCGUCAACUACGUCUCUCUCCGUCUCUCUCUCUCUCUCUCUCUCUCUCUCUCUCUCUCUAAUCCACGAUGCACUAAAUGCAGCCGAGUGAAGUAACGCAAAUUUAUUUUACACCACUCCAUCGUUCCCCUCCCUUCGUUGUUCCUUGGCAUCUGUAAAGACUGCUAGUACUCCGGUUACUUGCUUGGCAGUUUUUACCCAAACGUAGUGAGAACCCAGGACCGACGGAGAUCUUCUUAGCAAAAAAUGAAUUUUUGGUUCCGUGAGAUCCUGGACAGGUUUAAAGACUCUUACCCAGCUCACAAACUUUGUCCUGCAUUGGCAUAAUAAUUCAUUCCAGGAUCUGAACAUUUGCAGUGGCAUCUUCCUGGAGCUACGCACAGUGAUGGGCCAGUAGAUAUUGUCUUAAAUCCCAGAAACCAAUCCUGCCUAAAAGUCAAUUGUAUUAACUCUUAAAAACGCUGCCGAUCUACAUUACACUGCAUUAAAACCGGAAGCCCCGAUGCGGAGAGGCACGAUAGAAAAGCAAUAAUUCUUUGAAGAGAAAAGACAGAAGUGAUCUCGGAAUCAGGGUGUCUUACCAGAUUUUAGUUUGGAUUCCACUUCCGUAGAAAUUCCUUUAGUCGGUUACCGAGCUGCAGAUCUCUUCGGAAGAUCUUUCUUCCACGAGCAAAACCUACAAGCAGCUGUGUAUUUGCCGAGCAUUCUUUGUUUGGCAAAGAAGUAUUAAGGUUUUCGUCUCCCUCCGCUAAUCUCGAUUGCUAAUUAGCAAACGGUAAACGGAAUUUGCUUUUUUUUCCCUGUUGCCAAUUUAUAAGCAGAAAAACGGGGGGUUUCCCUCCCUUCCUCUUUCCCCCCCCACUUUUUGUCCCUUCUGUAAUUUUAGGAUGGCAAACCUAGAAAAUAAUUAGGAAUUUGCUUUCUCACGUCUGCGAACUCUCUGGCGUAGUUCCUCAUUUAAAAACAACAGUCUGAUUUCCAUGCUAAAUAAAUAAGUGGAGAAGGGUUGGCUUUGAAGGAGCUAAAUUGUUUUCCAGUUGUUGGAGGGAGGAUGAGUUUAUUUUACUCCAAGCCGAAUCUCCGAAUAAGAGAUGGGUUUGAGAUAAGCAGUCACAUAAAUGAGAUUUUUUUUCCUUUUCUUAAGCAGCUCAAUUCUAUGACGGCAUCUUUGAAUGUACCUCCCUCAGCUACGUUAAUGGCUGUGGAAGAUUGCCGUUGUAGUCUUUAACACUAUUGGAGGACCUCCAGUUGAGGAGAUAAGAGUUCCUGCACCCAUGAUGCACUCCACGUCUUUGUUUUUUUCCUAAAAAAGAAUGCAAAUAUUUUAUGAGGUUGUAGGAUAGCCACAACUCAGGCAACGUUCGGUGUGUGGACUUCAACUCCCAGAAUUCCUGGGCUGUGAGGGUGACUCUGGGAGUUGAAGCCCACCCAUCUGGACUUCCUCCAGGUUGAAAAAGGUUGCUUUAAGGAGAGGAAAGGGGCGUCUUUAAAGAAAAAAUAUACUAUUGGUUCAAGAGGGCAUUAUGUUUGUCAAUUCAGGGAAGCCAUUCCUUCCUACUGUAUCAAUCAAGUUCGUUAAUUCUUUUUUUAAAAAGGGAUAGGUUCAAAGGUGGGCAUCACAUACCGUAACAACCAGUUUUGCCCAGCACUGGAAAUGUGAGCGGGCACGCAUGCGUGCAGCAUCACUAAACACGGGAAUUUGCUCACACAUGCGGCCCGGCACAUGUAUCCAGUGUCAAACAACACAGUGAUGUAGAAUGGGAUUUGCGCCUGGGCACCUGCAGGUCACUACGACCGGUUUGCCCGAACCGGCAGCAGCCCACUACUGGAUAAGUUGGAGCAAAAUUAGAUGGAAGGUUUUCUAGUAAACAUUCAUUAGGGGAUUUGCAACGUGUUGGCUUCCGAGCAAAAAUUUCAGAAUUCAGGGAUCUCUAAAUCUCCCCUAUUUGUGUAGGGGGGGAGAAAGGUGACUUUCCCAGGGCUUGCAAAAUAAUUAAUUAAAAUAAGUAAAAUUUUAAAAAUAGGUAGGGAGGAGGAGCCGAUGGCGUGGGACUACAGAUCCCCAAAGUAUCUUACGUAUCGGCGCUUUCUUCCUGGAACACAAAUUUUUCCUGGGAUUGUGCGGUGACAAUGCAAAACCAAGGAAGGCUCAGCUUCUUGGCAGAGCUGCGGGAGAUUGUAGGACACACAACAAACUCCAAAGCCCGUUUUUUCCCCCUCCUUUUUUUACCUUUGAAUUUGAAGCAACACGUAGCUUUGUACGUUCUCGGUUUGCUACCUUUUUUUUAAAACAGGAGCGCGGUCGAUCCUUCUCUGGCUUACCGACCGUUUUUGCCGGCGUCACUAAACGAAAAUGAACGCUGACCACCUUUAUCAUUCGGAGUUUUCUUGCUCGUCCGGUCCAACAACCCAAACUUUGGACGUACGCGGGGUGCGUUUUGCACGCCGCGCACACUCAAGCUGUGAACGAUGAGAAUCUGCUUGGUACCAUUCUAGCCCAUCGUUCGCACAAGUGGUUUGGCUUAAAGAUCCAUGAUGUCAAAAAUCUAGAGCAACGUUUCUCCGUUUUGAAAAUGUAUGGAAUUUCCCCCAUGCCGGCGGGAUAAUUCUGGGAGUUGAAGUCCCCACAUUUUCAAAUUUGAUAAGCUUUUGAGAAACAUUGAUCGACAGCAGUAGCCUUCCCAGUUAGCCACGAGCAAGAUUGAACGCCGCCGAGCUUAAUUUUUAGCAUUCAAACACUAAUAAUUGGAAGGAAACGGACUCCCGGUUUUGAGGCACUAGAGUUAACGUCACCAAUAAGCACUAAAUUCCAUUUCCCCCCCCUACCAUCGUAGUAAAUGAAAUAGUAUCUAAUUUCAGAUUUCAUUCCUCCGUAAGAGAUGCUAGAAAUGGGGUAAUUUUUUUUUUGAUUUUUUUUUUGGGAGGGGGGCAUGUUUUUGUUAUUUUUAUUUUCGUUUAGGAUAUAAGCUAGAAACGACUCCAGAAAGUUCUUCUUUUCGGAGUCUCUUAGAAGGAAAACAAAAAACUUCAAAAGAAGUUUUUGUUCCUUCCUAAAUAUAUAUUUUUUUUCCUCUCUGCUCUAAACUCCAAAGACAAUCACUCGCAGGGGACAGGAAAGGGAUGGUGGGGUUUUGGAUACGGGGAAAUUUGUAUGAGCGAUAUAACGAUGUCCGAAACAGUAUUAUAUAGUUGUUUACAGAACAUUUAAUAAACCUCUUUAACCCUUUGUCUGCCUCUCUCUCUU